UAUAAAACCAAAAGGAAACUGUCUUUCCUACUCCAUUUCGUGAGUUAACUAUUUUUGGUUUUCUUUCCAAUUCAUUUUCUCUGCUGAUAGCUUAACUCCCCUCGGUUUGAAGUUCUUUCUCUCUGGAAUCAGCCUGAAAACUGUGCAACUUCAGCAGGAAAAAGCUACUGCAAGAGAUUCAGUCCAGUCUUUUCACUUUCCUUUUGAAAUGGAUGAAGUUUCUGAGAAAAAGAAGGUUGAAGAAACCGAACUUUCCCUCAAGCAAAACAAUGGGCAACCAAAAUACCUUUUGAAGAGAUUCUCACCACAAGAGAAUCCCAAAGAAACUACCCAAUUGAGCACUCAAGAAAUUAAACAAGAAAAACUAGACAUCAAUCUUGGACUCUCUUUGGGUGGCAUUUACAGUGAAAAAUCCAGUGGAAAACCUCUAACUAGAUCAUCAUCCAUCAUUGGGGUGCUGACCCCGAAGAAGGACCAUCAGGAGCUUGAUUCUCCAUUGCCUAAGACCUUCCGUUCAUUGUCAAGGUCUUGCUCCGUGCCUACUGAGGCAGAGCAAGAGCAGAGGAAGGCAAGUCUGAUGGCUUUGGCAAGGAGGAGAAUUGAGUCUACUCAGAGAUUCAUGGGGGAGAGGAGUAAGAAGGAAGACCCCGAGCAGCAAAAAUCUCCAGCUAGAGAACCAAUGCCAUCUUCACCGUCUAAAGUAGCUGCCUGGGCUGCUGCUUCUGCUGCUAAGAGCCCUGCCUUGUGUCGUGCCCUUGUUCAGAUCAAGAGGCAGUUCGCUUUGUAUGGCAACAGAAAACUUGAAGGACAAGAAGAUUCAGCUGCAGAGAAGGGUGCUAGCCAUUCAAAAUCAUUGCCAAUGCAGAACGAUGCAGAAUCCAAGGUGAUGUUGAGGACAAUUUCAAAUGGAAACCCAGUCAAGGUAGAAGAAACCAAGCUUGAGAAUCCAUCAAAAAAAGUUAAACUUGUGAACAAUGGAUUUCAAGAUAAUGGGGUGGAUGUGAUGAAACAGAUGCCUAGUGUGACAACUACUGGAGAUGGCCCAAAUGGAAAGAAAAUAGUAGGGUUUCUGUACAAGUACAGGAAAGGUCAAGUGAGCAUAGUGUGUGUUUGCCAUGGCAGCUCUCUCUCUCCAGCAGAAUUUGUCAAGCAUGCUGGUGGAAAGGAUGUCCCAAACCCAAUGAAGCACAUCACUGUCUGUUCCUCUUUCUCCUUUUAGAACGUAGCGGUGGCUUGUCUUCGUCGCCCAUUCUGAGAGGUUAAGGUAGGAAAUGAGUAACACCUGAAACUAGUAAGCUACCCUUUCUUUCCUGUUCUGUCUGUUUUUUGCUUUUGUUCAGAAACUUCCACCUGAUGGUGGAUUUUUUUUUUUUUUUUUUUUUGCUUUCUUUUGAGAACUCUUUGAAGGACUGUAUCUAGCUUUCAAUAGAAGGGUAGCUGUUUUUGCUCAUCUCCUUACUGAAAUUGUUUUACAUUAUUGCAUCCAUUGUCAUAUAAAUUAAGCUCUUGAUUGGAAAUGAUGAUGGUGUAGAAUGCACAAUUUGGAUUCUUUUCAAUAAACAUAGGGUAGAUAGUGACUGUCACCUCUUCUGAAA
This is a messenger RNA of Hevea brasiliensis (rubber tree), 1595 nucleotides long. RefSeq names its product ninja-family protein AFP3. The record is from RefSeq and is a predicted model, not a curated record. Gene Ontology annotation, biological process: response to abscisic acid; negative regulation of DNA-templated transcription; signal transduction. The transcript is spliced from 3 exons. The coding region runs from base 209 to 1219 and encodes 336 amino acids. Lineage: Eukaryota; Viridiplantae; Streptophyta; Magnoliopsida; Malpighiales; Euphorbiaceae. Gene Ontology annotation, cellular component: nucleus.